CUAACAACAAACUCAAACAACACAAAUACUGUGACCUGUCCUUUCUGCAAAAGAAAUGGUCACAUCCUUGAUAAAUGUUUCAAAUUCACAGAAACCCCACUCCAAGACCGUAUCAAGUUUGCACAAGCAGAAAGGCUGUGUUUUGGAUGUUUAGAGAGAGGACAUCAUUCCAAGAAGUGUGACAAAAAGAGCACAUGCGAAAAAUGUCAAAGGAGACAUCCAACAUGUCUGCACAAUGACGCGUUCAUUGAGCGUAACAGGGUAAUACCUGCAGUGAGUGAAAAGUCUCCAGACAACGACGAAGCUGACGCUGAAGAAGGAGACAAACCAUCGGUGGCGAUCUCUAACAGGGUAACUCAAGCAACUUCAAGCACGUUGACAUCCUCUAUUCUACCUGUAUGGGUUUCAUCAAAGAACGACCCAGACAGAGAGGUUUUAGUUUAUGCACUACUUGAUUCACAAAGUGAUACAUCCUUCAUCUUGGAUGAAGUAGCCCAAGGUCUUGACACAAAUAAAAGUAAAGUCAAUCUGUGCUUGUCAACUAUGUCCACCAAGUCAACAGUUAUACCAUGUGACAAGCUGGUAAACCUUCAAGUUAGAGGAUAUAAAGAUGAAAAAAGAAUUACACUGCCACCAGUAUAUACAAGAGAGUUUAUCCCUGUCAACAGAUCACAUAUCCUAACCUCUGAAACCGCCUUAAAGUGGCCUCAUCUGGAAAAGCUGGCAGAUAAGCUACCUCCACUGCUCGAAUGCGAAGUUGGUCUACUUAUCGGCUAUAAUUGUCAACAAGCCCUCCUACCACGCAAAGUUCUUGCAGGCAAAGAGAACCAACCUUACGCACAGUUAACUGAUCUUGGCUGGAGCAUAGUUGGUUGCUCAUCUCAAUCUCAAAAUCACAACGAUGUCAUCGGUACAAGUCACAGAAUAAUUGUUCGUGAAGUAUUCCCUGUUUCACAACCAGCAGUUGAACUCAAGAAACAAGUACAUUUUGUAUGCAGAACUCAAGUAAAGGAAGCCAGUCCAACUGAUGUGAUUAAGGCUUUGGAAUCCGAUUUUUCUGAACAUGCAACAGAUGACAAUCCAGUUUCACAGGAAGACAUUUUGUUCAUGUCAAAGGUGACCAAAGGUAUAAAACAGAAGAACGAUGGUCAUUACGAACUCCCGUUACCAUUCAAAACAGACAAUCCGAAUCUCCCAAACAACAAGCAAAGUGCUGAACACAGAUUGUCUUCAUUGGAACGUCGACUAAGAAGGGAUGAGAAAUACUAUAAAGAUUAUUUCAAGUUCAUGAACGAUAUUAUAACUCGCGGAGAUGCAGAAAAGGUGCCAGAACAUGAGCUGAACAACAAGACAGCAUGGUACAUCCCGCAUCACGGGGUUUACCACCCCCACAAACCAGAGAAAAUACGUGUGGUUUUUGACUGUUCUGCACACUUCCAAGGAACAUCUCUCAACGAUCAUCUAUUGACUGGACCGGAUCUCACCAACACAUUGGUUGGAGUGUUAUGCCGAUUUAGAAAGGGCCUCGUCGCCAUUAUGUGUGAUGUGGAAAGAAUGUUCCACCAAUUCCAUGUCAUUAAGGAACAUCAAGAUUAUUUAAGAUUUCUUUGGUGGGACAAAGGCAAUUUAAACUCCGAACCUUCAGUUUACAGGAUGAAAGUACAUCUUUUUGGAGCAGCAUCAUCUCCUGGAUGUUGUAAUUUUGGACUCAAACACAUUGCAUUACAGGGUAGAAACAAGUUCAGCAAAGAGACUGUUGAAUUCAUCCAAAGAGGUUUUUACGUUGACGAUGGACUUACUAGUGUAACAUCAACAGCCAAAGCUAUACAGCUGGUCAAAGAGUCAAGGGAACUUUGCAAAACAGGAAACGUACAUCUGCAUAAGUUUGUGUCAAACAAUAAAGAGGUGCUUGCAACAAUUCCCCAGGAAGAACAAGCUCAGUCCAAAGAUCAGAACAUGGCUUUUGGAGAACUCCACAUUGAAUGUGCACUUGGAGUACAAUGGAGUCCCACGUAUCAGCUCUCCUCGUUAAACACUACCAUGAACGUGUACAUCAUCAAGGAAGAGGCAUGA
Fundulus heteroclitus (mummichog) is the source of this 2073-nucleotide messenger RNA. RefSeq lists its product as uncharacterized. The coding region runs from base 544 to 2073 and encodes 509 amino acids. NCBI's taxonomy places the organism in Eukaryota, Metazoa, Chordata, Actinopteri, Cyprinodontiformes, Fundulidae. The record is from RefSeq and is a predicted model, not a curated record. The transcript is spliced from 3 exons.